AUUCAACACCUGAUUCACAAAGAGCAACAGGUGAUUAAAACUGCACCGCCUGACUUUAGAUUGGUUUCGAGCCGGGAACUGCUGAUUAACCCGUCUUCAACCCAGCACUUCACCUCGUUGUUCCUGUCCUCCAUCCUAUCUAGCCCUAGUGACAUCAGCCCGCUAAGUCAAAUUGUGCAAGAUGAAAAAAGAAGUGGAAGAUCUUGCCAAAGAAUGGCUCCGAAUAGACAAACGUGAGGAGACGCGAGAUGAAAUCUACAAACUUCUGGCUCAAGGGAACGAGCAGGAGCUUGCAUCCCGACUAACGACGAGGAUCGCUUUUGGCACCGCCGGACUGCGAGCCCGGAUGGAAGCUGGCUUCAACCGUAUGAACUGUGUCACAGUCAUCCAGGCAUCCCAAGGCCUCGCUGCCUACCUGUUGGAAAAUGUCCCUAAUACAAAAAAGCGUGGAGUGGUUAUUGGAAGGGAUGCCAGAAGGAACUCGGAGACAUUUGCCCAACUGGCAACAGCGGCAUUCGUGGCUCAAGGGAUAAGAGUUUGGAUAUAUCCUGGGCCGAUACACACCCCUCUUGUACCCUUUGGGGUAUCGGAAUUCAAUGCUGCUGCAGGAAUCAUGAUCACCGCAAGCCAUAACCCAAAAGAAGACAACGGAUACAAGGUCUACUGGGAAAACGCAUCGCAGAUCAUUCCUCCGAUGGAUAGGGGCAUAGCCCGGUCCAUACAGCAUAAUCUUGAACCCAAGUCAUGGGAUUAUGGUGCAGCGGACAACACCCUUCUUGUCGAGUCCGAUUCUGGGUUAGUCGAGGCCGCAUAUGUCAAGGCUGUCUCCAGCAUAGCAAAGCUUGACGAACACGGUCCGACGCUCGGUGAUGCCAAGUUCGUGUAUACUCCGAUGCAUGGAACCGGACUGAAUAUUAUGACCAAGGUCAUGCAAGAGUUGGGAUGGGCAGACAACAUGGUGGUGGUGGAAGAACAAGCCGAACCAGACCCGGAUUUUCCAACCGUAGCGUUUCCGAAUCCGGAAGAGAAGGGUGCACUGGAUCUAUCUUUCCGAACGGCAGACGCCCAUGGCAUAUCGCUGGUGCUGGCAAGUGAUCCAGAUGCCGAUCGAUUGGCCGUUGCGGAUAAAGUCAAUGGACGAUGGAUACAAUUCACCGGCAACCAGCUCGGCGUCUUGCUUGCCUCACACGUCAUCGACACCUAUCCGGAAGAUAAGCCGAAGGAAAAGUUGGCGAUGCUGGCAUCCACGGUCUCUUCGAAAAUGCUCUCGACGAUGGCGAAAGCGGAGAAGAUUCACUACGCCGAAACCCUAACCGGUUUCAAAUGGAUCGGGAACGAAGCGCAACGUCUCGAAGGGGAGGGAUACGAUGCACUCUAUGGAUACGAAGAGGCUCUAGGAUACAUGUUUUCGCCGGUUGCUCGUGAUAAGGACUCCAUAGCAUCGGCUGCUGUGUUCUUGAGCGCUGUGGCUCGAUGGCGGAAUGAAGGUUUGACGCCGUGGUCGAAAUUGCAGCGCUUGUACACCAAGUACGGACACUUUGAGGAUGCGAAUACAUAUCUGAUUUCGCCAUCCAUCCUCAUUACCUCGCAAAUUUUCGAGCGGAUCCGUGGGCUUGGCCAGCCGUAUCCCAAGAAAAUCGGCAAUCGAAAGAUCCUCAGUUGGAGAGACUUAACCAAGGGGUAUGAUUCCGCCACGAAAGACCAUCAACCCACACUGCCGGUUUCGACCGACACGGAAAUGAUCACCUGCACGGUGGAAGGAAAUGUGCGAUUCACGGUCCGAUCGAGUGGGACGGAGCCGAAGAUCAAGCUCUACAUUGAAGGAGAAGCCAAGCAGGCGUCGGACGCCAAGGCACAUGCGGAAGAAGUUCUGAGAAGUCUGUUGGAAGAAUGGUUCAAACCGGAUGAAAAUGGCCUACAACUAGCAUGAAGCACGAGUGUGGUGACAGGUGGAUCAACGUUCAUAGCAGGCGUUUUAGUGGCCGGGAUAGUGUAAUAGUCGCCAGGAGCUUAGCAACGGUGGUCUUACCUGGAGGCGAGCAUUAUUAAAUGUAGAAUUAAUAUCAUUCGC
This is a messenger RNA of Eremomyces bilateralis CBS 781.70, 2071 nucleotides long. RefSeq names its product phosphoglucomutase-2. Lineage: Eukaryota; Fungi; Ascomycota; Dothideomycetes; Eremomycetales; Eremomycetaceae. Gene Ontology annotation, biological process: purine ribonucleoside salvage; carbohydrate metabolic process. The transcript has a single exon. The record is from RefSeq and is a predicted model, not a curated record. Bases 182 to 1930 code for a protein of 582 amino acids. Gene Ontology annotation, molecular function: phosphopentomutase activity; magnesium ion binding.